Messenger RNA from Varanus komodoensis (Komodo dragon), 972 nucleotides. It is a transcript of the gene CFAP73, whose product is annotated as cilia and flagella associated protein 73. Lineage: Eukaryota; Metazoa; Chordata; Lepidosauria; Squamata; Varanidae. The coding region runs from base 1 to 972 and encodes 323 amino acids. Gene Ontology annotation, biological process: spermatid development. The record is from RefSeq and is a predicted model, not a curated record. The transcript has 7 exons.
AUGGCUUCGGACCUGGAGGAAAGAGUGCGCGCGGCUUUUAGGGACAAGCUGAGCCUGAUGAAAAUCCCAGAGAAGGAAAAUGACUUUUUGCCUUCUGCUUGUUUGCUGUUGGAGAAACAGAGAGAGCUGUCUAUGGUAACCCAGGCGCUGCUGGCCCAGAAAGAGGAAUUUCAGGUGAAGAUGGAGAACCUGCACCAUCGAAGGCAGGAGCUGGAGCGCAAAGAGCAACAGUUGAAAGAGGCCAUUCUGAAGUUUGACAAGUUCCUGAAGGAGAACGAUGCCAAGAAGAGCCGGGCGCUGCACAAGGCUGGCGAGGAGCAGCGGCAGGCGGCCCAGAGAGGGGCUGAGGCUGAGCGCCUUCGGCAGGAAAUUGCCCAGCUGCUGGAGGUGAAGGAGAAGCUGCAGCUGCGCCUGGCCAACCACAAGAUUUUCCCCAUGUACCUGCAGCAGGUUGUAGAAAAAUCAGAACAGUUUCAAGAAGUCCCAGAGCUGAUCGCCCGGUUCCAGGCCCUGUCGGCCACCCACGCAGCUCUGACCCAGAGAGAGCAAGUUGCCCGCGAAGCCCUGGAGGAGGAGCGCGCCAGCCUGCAGCAGUUCCUGGAGGAGAGCAGCAACGAGAGCUUGGAGCAGACCAACCGCGUGGCCGAGCUGCAGGCCCGGCUGGAGCAGGCGCAGACGAGGGCGCACGAACUGGAGUCAAGCUGGGUUUGUAUCCAGAGCACAGCUGCUAGCAAGACGCUGGAACUUGGGCAGAUCAAGCUGGCAACGCUGAACCUCUACCAGCUGGUUGCCAAGCAGAGGAAGCUGCCGGCUGGCGUGCCACAGGAUGACACGGAAGCCCAACUCGAUGCGGUCCAGCUCUGCAUCGUGGACUUAACUGACAUCCUCGCCAGCUUCCGCAAGGGGGAGCCCUCCCCGGCUCGACAGCCGGAGCCGCCCACUGUGCCCCACGCCGAGGCAGGGCCCGGCUAG